GCGUCAACGUGGUGCUCCUCCCUAGGUGUGCGCAGAUGGCCAGCGGAACGCGGGUGUGGCCUCACAGAAGAGGUCGGGACAGGUCACUUCUCAGAAGUUCCUCAUGGGCUCAUCCAAAAGAGUGUCAUACUGGACAGUGGAGGAAGUUUACAACUGGGUGAAGAAGCAGUAUCGGGGUGAGCAGACCGCUCUGCAGCGGGCAGUGCUCAACCAUGCCAUCUCAGGUCGGGCUCUUCUGAGGAUGAGCAAGCACCAGCUUGACCGGCUGGGCAUAGAACCGGAGUCGCAGCAGAAGAUUCUACAGGAUCUCCUGCUUCUCAGGGUCCAAGAGGAACUGGAGAACCUCAAUGACAUCUUCUCUGAAUGUUUCUCAUCAUGACCAAACGCACUGUGGGGGGAUGUGUGUGGACUACAGGAUGUGGAUGCGCUCGACAUCUCUGCUGAAGAUGGACUGGACAUGGAGCAUCCUUCCUCCUGUGCAGGGUGGUGGACCAGAACGGACAACACUACACUGGUCAUGGCACCGUUUUAGGCACCACCACAAAAGAAGCCUCAUAAAGCCUCAAAAAUGUGUAUCAUGUCAAAAGGUUUUUAGAGUGAGAAGCCAAAAAAGGGCCACUAAAGUAUCACCAAGUAAUGAUUAGAUUGGCUAAAUGAAGCAGUUGAAUCCUGUGCAUGCAGUACUGUAAUUCAGGUCUAACAGUGGCAUACCCUCAGAAGACCUGAUAACAAAAUCAAAAUGGCUGCACUGGAUCUCAGGUCUAAGUACCUAAGACCAUCUCCUAUGUAGGUCUAUUUUCAAGGUCAGUCAUUUAAUUAAUAGCACAAUGUUACAGUUAAGCCAAAGUGCUUUCCAGUUGGAAAAUGGACAAUAAACAUAUUUAUAAAUAAAGGAAUAAGAAUUAAAAACACUGCAAAGGAAAUAUAUAAAGCGUAUUAAAAAUAAACAUAUAAAAUGAAUAAAGGCAUGAAUAAAGACAAAAUAACAAGGUCAUAUUAACCUUUAAUGCAUAACCUGGGUCAAAAGUGACCCGGAUGACUUCAAAUGUUGAAUAUUUUUGCGAUACAUUUAUUUCAUCAUGCAGUAUUCCAUGAAUUCCUCAAUUAACUUGUUUUUAACCAUUACAUAUCUUUAUUUUCAUUUUUCCAUUCUUUAUUUUUUAGAAAAAGUCGUUUAUGUAUUACUACCCCUUUAAUGCGUAACAUGGGUCAAAAAUGACCUGCAUUAAUUUCCUAUGGUAAUUCAUGCAUACAUGUGUUUAUAUUUGCAAUAUUUUAGGAAUUUAUUUAUUUCAUCAGUCAAUAUUCCAGAUAUAAAUGUAAUAUCUUGUUUUUGAUUAUUACAAAUCACUUUUUCCUUUCUCUGACACAAUAAGCAAGGUGCAAAUACAAUCAAAGUGGUUCAGUGAGUAGGAGGGCUAUUGUGUAAUUUACUUUUGAAGUAGGUCUACUUUAUUUUCUUUAGCUAGGUGGUCCGUGAGGCUUUUUUUUAAUUGAUUAAGUGGUCCUUGGUCUGAAAAACUUCGUCCAGUUUUCAGACAUGGGUCAAAAAUGACCCGCAUUCAUUUCCUAUGGUUUUUCAUACUAGGCUGCGUAUUCCUUUGCUAUAUCUAGUGAAAUAAUGUAUGUAUCAUUGAAUAUUGCAGUUCAUUUUGCAGUUGUUCAGUAAAAAUCCUUUUGAUUACUUCAAAUAAUUACAAAUAUAUUUUUUUCUAUUACUAAAUCAAGUUUACAGACAUAUGUCAAAUGUGACCCCUGUGUGCACUUUUGAUUAGAAGCAAAAACAAGAUAUAUUAAAACAAUUACUUUGAUAAAAGUAUUAGGUUGUAAUUGUUUUAAACAAAAUAACAACACAUACUAUAGUUGAAAUAUGUGAAAUACACAUAUUUUAUCUAUCAUAUCUCACUUUAUCACACAUGACAUCACUAAUAACCAAUCACAUGUAUUGAAAUAUACUAUAUCUGAAGUAUAGAGAACUGUGGUGAAUGUGUCCAAAUUAACUAAAGCUGAUUAAGUAAAACACAUGGGUACAAUAAAUGGCCAUUUCAGCACUACAUGACACUUGCAAAUUACCAUUACAUGUUUGCCCUUGUACACAGCUUUAGUGCAUUGGAAACACAGCUUCCAACUUUUAGUAUUCUGGGUUUCUGUGCAGCUCUAGCUCCUCUUCACUUGUCCUUCCUCUCUGAUGCCCUUUUGUGGCUCUGUUUGGUUUCCCUUUUCUACAUAUUUCAAUUGUGAGUAAUGGGUGAAUCUCAAUAUCCCUCCCUCAGCCCUGAACCCUCAAAGACUUAACUGCCAUCAGGCCAAACGUGAAAUUCAUGAUUUCAUGUCAAAUCAAUGAUUCAUGUCAGUUCUGUUUUUGAGGGUUCACAACUUAGGGGGUCUUGGGAUUCAGCCUAUAUGUGUUUGGAAGAAGGAAGUGACCUCCACACUGCUUAUCCUGUGUGGCAUGACAAGCUCUUUGCCCAGCUUAUUAUCAGGGUAUUGUGCAGUUAGUAUACUGUAUGCAUCAAGUGCAUCCAGUACAUUGGACAAGAGCACUAUGGACCCAUGGGCCAUCUCUAUCCCUGCUUUCAUUAGUAUGUCUACACAUCUAUGCAGAGAACAUAAAUAUGGCUCAUGCAUGGUUCCCUGGAGCACUGCACGUUGUCACCCCUCAAUACCAAUAGCAGUUUAACUGAUCAGCAUCCUGAUUGUAUCGGUGGAGUUACUGUACUAUGGAUGUUCAAAAUGGAACUAGGUGAAGUAUUCUCAUGACACAUAUGAAGAAGCGCAUGCAUGAAGGGCACGUCUG
Molecule: messenger RNA, 2797 nt
Organism: Alosa alosa (allis shad)
Lineage: Eukaryota; Metazoa; Chordata; Actinopteri; Clupeiformes; Clupeidae
Product: sterile alpha motif domain-containing protein 12-like
Exons: 4
Coding region: 104-379 (91 amino acids)
Biological process (GO): cell surface receptor protein tyrosine kinase signaling pathway
Cellular component (GO): cytoplasmic side of plasma membrane
Molecular function (GO): protein binding
Source: RefSeq, a predicted model, not a curated record